AUGUCAAACUUCACGUCACGAGGAAAGGAAGACUCCGUAAAAUUAUCCGUGUGCUUGUUGAGUUCCGCUGAAGAGAGCGAGGAUGUCAAAUGUAAAUUCAAUUCUCACAUUUUUAUCUACGUGAACGCAAUUUUAUCCAUCACUGCCUUGCCUGGAAACUUCAUCAUCCUCGUCGCCCUUUGUAAAGAAUCUACUCUCCAUCCACCAUCAAAACUUUUACUUCGUUGGCUCUCGUGUACAGACCUCUUGGUAGGAAUGAUUUCCCAGCCCAUAUUUAUUGUUUAUCACAAGAUGAUCGCUGACAAAGUGGGUGACGUUUGUGAAGUAACUGAAAGCUUAGCUUACAUUACAAGUGCAGUAUUGUGCGGACAGUCUAUUAACACAAUGACUCUUAUAAGUACGGACAGGCUCUUUGCUUUGCUGUUCAGGCUGAGAUACAGGCAGAUUGUAACUUUAAAACGUGUCCGUUCAUUGAUCAUAUCUUCAUGGAUUGUAAACUUCACUUUUGCAUUGACUUAUUUGUGGAACAAAGAAUUUUUCUUUAUGGGCUCCUGCAUAUGGCUAUGGCUGUUCUUAAGCAUAUCUUCUUGUUGUUACUUGAAAAUUUAUUUCCAAAUUCGCCGCCAACAAGCGCAAAUACAGGAACAUGAUUCCAAUUCUACAGCUUCUUUAAACUUGGCGCGGUACAAGAAGACUGUUUUAAGUGCACUUUGUAUACAUUUAACAUUAUCAGUGUGUUAUCUCCCUUACACUGUCACGACUACUAUUAUUUCACUUGAAGGAAUAUCAAACUGUAAAGCUAUCAUUUGGAACAUUGCUGGAGUGUUGGUUUUUCUAAACUCGUCUUUGAACCCAGUUUUGUACUUCUGGACACUAAGAGAAAUAAGACGAACAGUGAUGGACAUUUUCAGACAAUUUUUUUCCUCAUCGUAA
Pocillopora verrucosa is the source of this 933-nucleotide messenger RNA. RefSeq names its product histamine H2 receptor-like. The record is from RefSeq and is a predicted model, not a curated record. Gene Ontology annotation, cellular component: plasma membrane. Gene Ontology annotation, molecular function: G protein-coupled receptor activity. Gene Ontology annotation, biological process: G protein-coupled receptor signaling pathway. NCBI's taxonomy places the organism in Eukaryota, Metazoa, Cnidaria, Anthozoa, Scleractinia, Pocilloporidae.